UCCUGGAAGAAGAAGCAGAUGUGAAAUGUUGUCCUCCUAUAGAUAUAAUCAAGAUCAAAUACAACUUAGGAAACGCAUGAAUUCGUGUUUAUAAUAAUGUGAAGAUCUGAGUUGAGGUGGCUAUGGUCUAAAACAAAGCUAACAAACGUUAGCCUGUUACGACACAAAUACAUAUAGCCUACGUUACUCCGCGUUAUGGCAACCUACAGUCCAGAUUACGGACCAUCCUGACCUGCAGGGUGUCGGCGGCUGACACUGUUGGCAUGUGCAGGAUAGGUCUGUGCCUCCCUCGCUGCUCUCAGCUGGACCUCCAGAACAACUCUAUUUAUAUAGAAAACUGUCUCAUGGCCGGCAGAAGAGUUGUGGUCUUCCCCUCCUCAGCGGAGCUUGGGCCGGUGCUGGCCCAACUGGUGACAUCUCGGGCUGAGAAGGCCAUCCUCUCUCAUGGCCGGUUCACCCUGGGGCUCUCAGGAGGAAGUCUUGUGUCCAUGCUCAGCAAAGAGCUGCCCGCCCUGCCAGACCUGGACUGCAGCAAGUGGGUGGUUGCGUUCUGUGACGAGCGACUGGUUUCCUUCGAUGAUCCUGAGAGCACCUAUGGGCUUUACAAGGGUCAGUUGUUUUCCAAGGUCAACAUCCCUGACAGUGGGAUCUUAACCAUUGACUCCUCUCUGGCGGUCAGCGAGUGUGCUGAGGAUUAUACCCGCAAAUUGAAGGAGGCCUUCCCAGAUGGUGACUUCCCAGUGUUUGACCUGUUACUGCUGGGUAUGGGACCUGAUGGACACACCUGUUCCCUCUUCCCAGACCACCCUCUCCUGGAGGAAACCAAGAAGAUUGUGGCCCCCAUCUGCGACUCUCCCAAACCACCACCACAGCGUGUAACUAUGACCUUUCCAGUGGUGAACUCUGCACGCUGUGUGGCUUUUGUAUCAACAGGAGGAAGCAAAGCACCCAUUUUAAAGGAAGUGCUAGAGGGUAGAGAGGGUCCAGCGUUUCCAGCGGCCCGUGUUGUCCCAACUAACGGCGAGCUGUUCUGGCUUGUUGAUGACCCUGCAGCUGCCUCCUUAACUAUCCAGGUGGAAAGGCUAAGUGCGGGGGCCAAACUCUAGAGCUUUCCAUCUGCCAAAUGAAGGCUUAAGGUCAACACUGGUGUGAAAACUUGAAUGAAGAAACUAAAAAACAGUCUUGCAAAACAUUCCUACUUUCACAUGAAAAUGGUUUACGUAGGUGAGAUCUUAAGAGACGAAAGGGAGAUGG
Etheostoma spectabile (orangethroat darter) is the source of this 1254-nucleotide messenger RNA. RefSeq names its product 6-phosphogluconolactonase (gene pgls). Lineage: Eukaryota; Metazoa; Chordata; Actinopteri; Perciformes; Percidae. The transcript has 6 exons. The record is from RefSeq and is a predicted model, not a curated record. Bases 264 to 1106 code for a protein of 280 amino acids. Gene Ontology annotation, molecular function: 6-phosphogluconolactonase activity. Gene Ontology annotation, biological process: carbohydrate metabolic process; pentose-phosphate shunt.